This is a messenger RNA of Rhodamnia argentea, 985 nucleotides long. RefSeq lists its product as uncharacterized. The record is from RefSeq and is a predicted model, not a curated record. Lineage: Eukaryota; Viridiplantae; Streptophyta; Magnoliopsida; Myrtales; Myrtaceae. Bases 146 to 505 code for a protein of 119 amino acids. The transcript has a single exon.
UCGCUUUCGAAAACCAAAAGCCUCUCUCUCCCUUUCCCGCCCCUAUCCCUCUCCUUUUAACCCUAGCCUCCGCCCUUUCUCUCUCUACCCCUGCAUCUCUCUCUCUCUCUCUCUCUCUCUCUCUCUCUCUCUCUCUCUCAACAUCAUGAAUCGCAGGACGCGAAGAAUCAAUCGCAGAUCCGAGCCCUACCUCAAGUACCUGAAGCCCGGCGCGCUCGCUCAGCUCAGAGACUUGCGAAUCAGCGCCAGGCUCCACCGGGUCGACUCCCUCAUCCAGAUCUGCCCGUCUCCGCCGCCGAACCAGGACGGACAGCCCCAGGUCGACGCGGCCGACGGAAUGCCCUGCUUCGUCGGGAGGAUCUACGGGCCUCGUUGCCCGCAGAGGAAGAAGCUCGUAGCCGCCAAGUGCGUUUGGUUUGUCGGAUCCAGCCCUGGGAGUCCUGCUCGGAACGAGUCAGAUCCGUCAGUUGAUUUUUUCGGUGGCGAUGGUGUCGCUGCUCAUUGAAUAGAACAGAUCAGCUUCUCUUUUCGUUUUCGUUUUCGUUUUCGUUUUCGUUUUCUUCUUCUUUUAGAUUCGCCAUGUUGUAGAGCGGCGAAUUUCAGUAGAUGUACUCCUUUGUGAACAGAAAGAAGAAUUAAAUAACGGCCUCAAUUUGCGAUUUUCCAUGCCGAAUUAGAGCGACUUGGCUUUGAUUGUGAUUGGCAUUCUUUUGGCUGGCGAUUCGUGAGUACCUUUUCACAGAGCAAGUAUUGCUCUGCCUUCGAUCUUCAUAUGACCGGACUCAAAAGCUCCUCCGGCGGAUUCAGAUACCGUGCUUUGCCUGCUUGUGAGCCAGUCGUGUCAAUUGUGCUCACGAGCACGAGCGGUUCCGGCAAAUCUCUCAGCUGCCGAUAUUCUUGUGGAAGAGAUCCCGACACCGCCUAAUUUCAUCAUCUCGUGUCUGAGGUAAACCUGAUUUGGCUGCGAUCUUUACUCAGGACCCAA